AUGAAAGGACCAGGCGGCCGGGACCCGGAGCUCCCCAGCCAGGGCGCGCAGCUCAGGCCUCUGCGUCCCAGGUGCCUCCCAGCACCAGGCAUCCCUGCCAGGGGUCCCGGAUGCCCAGAGCACUCCAAGGAGGAGAGACAAGAGAGGGGGGCCAGGGCGGGCACUCACCCGCCCACAGCCUGGCUGCGCGUUCGCAGAUCCCGGGAGAAGGCGGAGCCCGGGCCCCGGCCCCGCCCCCAUGCCCUCCCCAAUCCCCCCCUCCUCCCGCCCCCCCGCCUGCCGGAGGGGUGCGGUGAGGCAGACAUCCGAGGGCAGCUGGGACCCCCUGACUCAGCCGGCGGAGCGCAUUUCGGCGGGAUCUCCCAGCGACCCUUACCCGGUUCUCUGGACCCCCGCUUCCCGCCCCACAGCGCCCCAUCCUGGUGCCCAAGAAAGGUCAUCCUAGUUCCCCUCUUCUUGAUCUCAAAGGAGGAGGUGAAGAUGAGGCGGUUUUGCCGGCGUAACCCCUACUCCGCCGCAGAUCCGGGGCUGAUCUCGCCGGCAGCAAAUGCGGCGAGCUGCGCAGCAGCCCGGGACGGGGAGGCGGGGCGCGGGUCCAGGCGCCGGGAGGGAGCCCCAGAAACUUCCACCCCGGCCCUGCUCCAGCCGCUCUCCUCCUUUGCCCAGGCUGGGAAGGGCACAGAGGACCCCGGCGCCGGCGAGCUGUGCGCGGCCCUCUCUCCGCGCCAGGGCACUCGGACGCCACCGCCAGUGGGAGCGCAGCCGGGACCCCGUCAGUGGGAGCGUAGGAGGCCCCUGGUCCUCUCGCCAGCGUUCGGACGGGCGCUCGCGGAAAACAACAGGUCCCCCAGCGCCUGCCUUCCACCCUCCGCCCACACCCCCAGCUCGCCUGCCGCUGGAGGGGCCUCAUCCCAGGUGCCUUUGGAAGCUGCACCUUGCCCGGCUUCAAAACAAGUGUUCUUUUUAUGCAAAGGAAAACAACCAAAUAAAGGUCCUAAGCGCUCCACCUUCACGCAGCAAAGAAUUUCAACAGCAGCGAGGGAAAGGCCGAGAGCGGGCGAGGGAGAGGGAGUAACUGCAGCUCUAGGCACCCAGGGGCCCCAAGCGCCACUGCGAGGUGUAUGGCUGUGGGAGACCAGCAUAUGCCACCCCAAAAUAUACUUCUUCGGCAUUUUUUGAGGGGAUUAUUCUUAGAAACUGCAGGCACAGGAGUAGCUCUGAAAAGCUGUCUUUUUGUAAAAUGAUUUUUAUCUGCAAAGAAAAUCUCCAGGCCUGGCGCUGUGGCUCACUCCUGCUACCCCAGCGCUUUGGGAGGCCGAGGUGGAAGGAUCGCUUGAGCCCAGAAAUUCGGGCCAGCCUGAGCAGCAUAGGGAGACCCUGUCUCU
Messenger RNA from Cebus imitator (Panamanian white-faced capuchin), 1385 nucleotides. RefSeq names its product proline-rich protein 2-like. The record is from RefSeq and is a predicted model, not a curated record. Bases 1 to 1179 code for a protein of 392 amino acids. The transcript has 5 exons. NCBI's taxonomy places the organism in Eukaryota, Metazoa, Chordata, Mammalia, Primates, Cebidae.